Messenger RNA from Chrysochloris asiatica (Cape golden mole), 2001 nucleotides. RefSeq names its product peptidyl arginine deiminase, type IV (gene PADI4). The transcript is spliced from 16 exons. NCBI's taxonomy places the organism in Eukaryota, Metazoa, Chordata, Mammalia, Afrosoricida, Chrysochloridae. Gene Ontology annotation, cellular component: cytoplasm. Gene Ontology annotation, molecular function: calcium ion binding; protein-arginine deiminase activity. The record is from RefSeq and is a predicted model, not a curated record. The coding region runs from base 1 to 2001 and encodes 666 amino acids.
AUGGCCCAGGGGGCAGUAAUCUGCGUGGUUCCAGAGCGGCCCACCCAUGCUGUGUGUGUGCUGGGCACCGAGUCUCGAGUCAACAUCCUCAGCUCUGCCCCCAAGGACUGCACAUCUUUCAGCAUCCAUACCUCACCAGAAGUGGUUGUGAAUGUUGCCCACGUCACUCCGCUCAAGAAGAACCCCACAGGUCCUUUCAAAUGGCCCCUGGACCCUAAGAUAGAGUUGAGUGUGAGGAUGAAAGCUUCUAGUACCAUCACAAGUGACCAGAAGGUUCGAAUUUCAUACUAUGGGCCCAACUCCCCACCAACUCAAGCCCUCCUUUACCUCACUGGAGUUGAAAUCUCCCUGCUCGCAGAUAUCACCCGCACAGGCAAAGUGAAGCCGACCAGAGCCAUGAACCCCCAGGGGACCUGGACUUGGGGCCCUCGCAGAUAUGGUGCCAUCCUGCUGGUGAACUGUGACAAAGACAAUCCCAAAUCCUCCACCAUGGAUUUCAAGGAUGACAAGGUUCAUGACCACAGAGACCUGCAAGACAUGUCUCUGAUGACCUUGAACACACGGACCCCCAAGGACUUCUUCACCAAAUAUCAACUGGUGCUCCACGUGGCCAAGUCGGAGAUGGACAAAGUACGCGUGUUUCACGCCAAACGGGACAAGUCGUCCUCCAAGUACGAGGUGGUCCUGGGGCCGCAGCAGCCGUCUCAUGUCCUGACACUCCCUGGUGGCCAGCACAGCGCCGACUUCUAUGUGGAGGGCCUUGCUUUCCCAGAUGCCACAUUCCCAGGGCUCAUUUCUCUUGGCAUCUCCCUGCUGGACACAUCCAACCCGGAGACCCCCGAAGCCCUGGUCUUCCAAGAUAGCGUGACCUUCCGUGUGGCCCCAUGGAUCAUGACCCCCAACACCCAGCCCCCGCAGGAGGUGUAUGUGUGCAGAAUUUUUGACAAUGAGGACUUCCUGAAUUCAGUGAUGUCUUUGACCAAGAAAGCCAAGUGUAAGCUGACUGUCUGCCCCGAGGAGGAGAACGUGAAUGACCAGUGGAUACAGGAUGAAAUGGAAAUUGGCUACAUCCAAGCCCCACAUAAAACGCUGCCUGUGGUCUUCGACUCGCCCCGAAACAGAGGCCUGAAGAACUUCCCCAUCAAGCGUGUGAUGGGUCCAGAUUUUGGCUAUGUGACUCGGGGGCCCCAAGCAGGGCAGAUCACCGGCCUUGACUCCUUUGGGAACCUGGAAGUGAGCCCCCCAGUCACGGUGGGGGAGAAGGAAUAUCCACUCGGCAGGAUUCUCAUUGGGAACAGCAGUUACCCCAGCAAUGAGAGCCGGGAGAUGCACCGGACCCUGCAGGACUUCCUCACCGCCCAGCAGGUGCAGGCCCCUGUGCAGCUCUACUCUGACUGGCUGGAUGUGGGCCACAUCGAUGAGUUCCUAAGCUUUGUGCCUGCACUGGACAGGAAGGGUUUCCGGCUGCUCCUGGCCAGCCCCAGGACCUGCUACCAACUGUUUGAGGAGCAGGAGAAAGAGGGCCACGGGGAAGCUUUGAUGUUCGAAGGAGUCAAGAGAAAAAAGCAGCAAAUAAAGAGCAUUCUUUCAAACAAGAAAUUGCGAGAACAUAACUCAUAUGUGGAGCACUGCAUCAACUGGAACCGAGAGGUGCUGAAGCGGGAGCUGGGCCUGGAGAAGGGGGACAUCAUCGACGUACCCCAGCUCUACCAGCUCUUGAAGAACUCCAGAGGGACCCUCAAGGCUGAGGCCUUUUUCCCAAACAUGGUGAACAUGCUGGUGCUGGGGAAGUAUCUGGGCAUCCCCAAGCCCUUCGGACCCAUCAUCAACGGCCGCUGCUGCCUGGAGGAGAAGGUGCGGUCCCUGCUGGAACCUCUGGGCCUGCACUGCACUUUCAUCGACGACUUUACCCCAUACCACAUGCUGCAUGGGGAGGUGCACUGUGGCACCAACGUGCGCCGGAAACCCUUCCCCUUCAAGUGGUGGAAUAUGGUGCUCUGA